AUGCCGUCUCGAAACUCGUCUGCUUCUUCCUCACGCGCUCCGCUCGAGGAAUCGCGUGUCGCCAAUCGAUCCAUCUCGUCAUCCUUUGCCAGCACCAAAGCCUCACUUUCCGGCAAGACAUCAUCUUCGAGAAAGAGCUCGGCCCAAUCUAGCUCAUCAUCGUCCAAGUCUCGCUCCGCUUCCGGAAAGCAUCGCGGUCGAUUCGAUGAUGACGAUGACAUUGCAGAAAACGACGAAGAUGAGGAGGACAAUGGCGCUGACGACUACGACCAAGAGGACGAAAAAGGCCAUCGCCAGUCCAAUGGCCGCAAACCUUCCGCUUCAUUGUCCAGAUCCGAAUCCAAGCCGCGCUCAGGACCAUCCAGCCGUCAGCCGUCAGCAACCAACAAUGCCAAUCGCUCCAUUCUCGCGCGAUCCAAUCCCAACGCGUCCAUCCUUAUGGGCAAUGCUGCCAACACAUCCAUCGCCUUUCAGAACUCGCGCGUCGCAGCCCUUGCUCGAUCGCAUGUCGUCGUCGACGCUUCUUCUAUCAUGCGCCCUCGAGGUCAGGUCGGACAUGCAGCCGCCAAUGCUGCACCCGGAAGUAGCGAUCCCAAAGCCGCAAGCUCCACUGCCGCUUCUCUGAAUGUUGACACUUCCAGCUUCGAAGAGUGGAUGAAGAUGGCGACCGACAACAAGAUCAACUCGACCAACACCUGGCAAUUUGCCCUUAUCGACUACUUUCACGACAUGUCGCUCCUCCGUAACGAAAGCGGCGACGGAAGUAUCAACUUCCAGAAGGCCUCGUGCACUCUCGACGGAUGUGUCAAAGUCUGGACUUCUCGUGUUGACUCGGUCGUUGUCGAGACUGGAAAGCUCCUCUCUGGUCUCCAAGACGACAUUGAUCAAGCCUCGCGCAAAGAUAAGCACGGCAACGAGCAGGGAGACGACGACGACGCCGAAGAUGACGACGAAGACGGCAAUGGCAAUCCUACGCGGAAGCGAAAGAGGAACAAGGAGGCCACCCUCGCCAAGACGUUUGGUCACAUCCAGAUCAAAAAGUUUGAGCUUGAAUUCACCGUCGACCCCCUCUUCAAGAAGACGUCUGCCGAUUUUGACGAGGGCGGCGCCAGCGGUUUGUUGAUGAACCAUUUGGGCGUCGAUUCCUCCAUGGCAGUCAUCUUUGACGCCAGUGACGUAGCCGGCGUCGGCAGCGAGGAAGACCUGGCCAAGAUGCUCUCGAUUGGCGCAGACGGUGAUGCUGACGGACAAGCCGACAAUCCUGUCCAGGCCACGGCCACGGCCGAAGAGGAUGAAGACGAGCAGAUCGACUUAUCCAAGCUUGCCUCUAAAUGGCUCGACUCAGACGACUUUGUCAACGCCGACGGAGCUGGCGACGACGUCGCUGCACUACUGUCGCGCCGCGUCUUGUGCCCCACCCUCUGCAAUUUCCGCUUCUCCAAAGACGACGACACACCUUUCGGUGUCGGUCUUGACGAAUUCAAUCAGCAGACAUUCCACACGGCCACUCACACCAACACGUACUACGAUUCGCAAAGCGUUCCCGGAAUGCGUGCUACUUCGGAAGAGUUUGACGACAUCAACCCUGUUACGGACGAGGCAGCAGGUGCGGGUGACUUCUUCGAGACCGACAUGGGUGGACCCAUGGACGACAACGACGACGAUGGCAACGAUUUCUUCGACGCACUGGACGCUGCGCCCGCCUUCCAUCACAGCGGUCCCACCAUGCUCGACGGAACCACGGGCCGUGUCGACGGAUACGGACCCUUUGAUCCAUCCGCCGGACCGUCCUCUGAGCUCGUCAUGGCAAUGGCCUUCAACGCGUCUACAGGCAUGCCAGUAGAAGGUGCUGAUGGCGAAAACGGCGGCGAUCUGUUCGAUUACUUUGACCGCCGCCUUAUGCGCAAUUGGGCCGGGCCAGAGCACUGGAAGCUUUCUCGUGUGGCUGCCUCGGGUCCUCUGGCCCUCGGUGCUUCGACGGGCGCUGCUGCUCAAGCGGCAGCAGCAGCAGCAGCAGCUCGCAAGGAGAGCAAGAAGAGCAAAGAGCCCUUUGUCAUCGACUUUCUCUCUGAGGAGGGUGGCGUCAACGUCAAAGAAAUUUUUGAACCGGCCAAGCAGGCCGCUGCCAUCACCUUGCCGGUCAGCGCUCGCAACAAGAUGGCAAAUCUCGCUGCGUCAUCGUCUGAUGCCUAUCUGCUUCCCGAGGAUCGCCAUUUCAGCUCCAAACAGCUUCUGCGCCUCUUCUUGAAACCGAGGAUGGCGAUCAAUAUGCGCCACAAGGGGCAGCAGUCCGGGGGUGGCUUUGGCGUUGGCACUGACGCUGGCACUGACGCCCAGUUGUGGGCCGAUGUUGCCGGAGAUGCGGACGAUAUGGGUGGAGCAGAUGGAGGCAUGCCCUUUGACACACAGUUCUUCCACGAUGCGGAUGAUGGCUUUGAUGCCAACGAAGGCGGCUUGGGUGGUCUCGACGACUCCCCAGCCAAUGUCACCACUGGCGGCGACGCUGAAGAUGAGGAGCUCACACAGACACUACAGGCACUCAACCGGGUCAAGCCGGAGUACGUCAACUACGCCAAGAAGGCUAAGCGGGUCGAUGUCAAGAAACUCAAGGAAAACAUCUGGAAAGAGCUCGGCAUUCUUGGCUCUACCACCGAUGACCCUGCUGCCGUCGCAGCGAAGGCGGCUGCUGGCGAUGAGGACGGCGACGAGUCCAUGGCUUCGACAAUCGCCGAUGCAUCUGGCGGUGUCAAGACAUUUGAAUCGGUGCUGUCUGGCUUGCAAAAGGCAUAUACGCAGGACAAGAUGGAAGAGAUCUCAACAUCGUUCUGCUUCAUCUGCUUGUUGCAUCUUGCCAACGAAGAAGGACUUGCGAUUGACACGGGUUCCCAGGAAAAAAUUGAGGCUUUCCGUGCUAGACGUGGCCGGAACAGCACAACGCCGACCAAGGGCGAUGGUGCUGGAGGGUUGUUUGGCCGUCUGGCUGCGGGGAGAGUCAUGCAAAGUAGCAGCGAAGACGAUGAUCUGGGCGGAGAGGAUGAUCUAGGCGAGCCGGUCGAGGGCGAGGAGGGCUAUGAAGAGGAUGAGCUGCGAGUAGGCAGGUUGUCGUCGCUGAGGAUCAUGAAGGAUCCAAAGGCCUACCGCUCGGCGUGA
Messenger RNA from Mycosarcoma maydis (corn smut), 3150 nucleotides. Its product is annotated as condensin subunit BRN1. Lineage: Eukaryota; Fungi; Basidiomycota; Ustilaginomycetes; Ustilaginales. Bases 1 to 3150 code for a protein of 1049 amino acids. The transcript has a single exon. Gene Ontology annotation, cellular component: condensin complex. The record is from RefSeq and is a predicted model, not a curated record. Gene Ontology annotation, molecular function: chromatin binding. Gene Ontology annotation, biological process: mitotic chromosome condensation.